AGACAUAGUAUGAUAGAAGUAUCAAUAAUCAAUUCUAAUUCUAUUUAUAACAUUAAGCAUUGGGCCCCCUUUUCUCAUCUUAAUUCUUCUACUUUUCCCCUUUCUUGUAUGAUCUUUUACCAUUGUUCUUUACAAAUCUCCCAUUCUUGCUUCUUACAACAGGAAAAAAAAAAUCUCUUUCUUUUGACUACCCAUAAGAUUUUUUACUGUAACAAGCAAUCAUGUCUUCUCCAAGCAAACGCAGAGAGAUGGACUUGAUGAAACUGAUGAUGAGUGAUUACAAGGUGGAGAUGAUUAAUGAUGGCAUGCAAGAGUUCUAUGUGGAAUUUCGUGGGCCCAGUGAAAGUCUUUAUCAUGGAGGUGUUUGGAAAAUGAGGGUUGAGCUUCCUGAUGCUUAUCCCUACAAAUCUCCGUCGAUAGGCUUUAUUAACAAGAUAUACCAUCCUAAUGUUGAUGAGAUGUCAGGAUCGGUGUGUCUUGAUGUCAUUAAUCAAACUUGGAGUCCCAUGUUUGAUUUGGUAAAUGUUUUUGAGGUGUUCCUUCCCCAGCUUCUUUUGUAUCCAAAUCCCUCUGACCCUCUGAAUGGAGAGGCUGCUGCUCUGAUGAUGCGUGACCGACCUGCAUAUGAGAAAAAAGUUAAAGAAUACUGUGAGAAGUAUGCAAAGCCAGAGGAUGCAGGAGCUGUUCCCGAAGAAAAAAGUAGCGACGAGGAACCGAGUGAUGAAGAAUAUGCUUCUAGUGAUGAUGCAAUGGUGGGUGAAGCAGAUCCAUAGUUGCAUGUACUCAACGUUAUCUGAUUAAAUUUACCGUAUCCUUUAUGUAUCUGUACAUUAUAAUCACCUAGAUCUGGUUAAACUAAACUAAUCCCCAAGACUAAUGUAAAGACAUUUCACUUUAGUCUGUUGGGAAAAUAUUGUUGGGGAAAAUGUAUUUGCCCCAAAAGCUCCUUUUAAGCUGUUUAAUCAAUGUUCCUUGUAAAUAGUUGUACUCUACCCUUUGUAUUUUCUGCACUUCUUUAUGUUUCUAAUCCAUUAGGACCCACUUUCAUUUUGUUUACAA
Messenger RNA from Amaranthus tricolor (Joseph's coat), 1059 nucleotides. Its product is annotated as ubiquitin-conjugating enzyme E2 4. Gene Ontology annotation, biological process: ubiquitin-dependent protein catabolic process; protein polyubiquitination. Gene Ontology annotation, cellular component: nucleus. NCBI's taxonomy places the organism in Eukaryota, Viridiplantae, Streptophyta, Magnoliopsida, Caryophyllales, Amaranthaceae. The record is from RefSeq and is a predicted model, not a curated record. Gene Ontology annotation, molecular function: ubiquitin conjugating enzyme activity. The transcript has 6 exons. The coding region runs from base 222 to 773 and encodes 183 amino acids.